AUGGUAUGUAGUAAAGUGGAACAAUGUUCAUGCGAUAUCCCAUGCUUACCGUACUCCCCUCGCAACGCUAUCAUUCUCGACACUUCCACAGCAAAAAACCCGGUCGAUUGGUAUCCAUGGGGUGAACAAGCCAUUCAAAAGGCCAAGACUGAGAACAAGCCCAUUUUCUUGAGUAUCGGUUAUAGUACAUGCCAUUGGUGUCACGUUAUGGAGCAUGAAUCCUUUGAGAAUGAAGAGACUGCCAAGUUUAUGAAUGAACACUUUGUCAACAUCAAAGUGGAUCGUGAGGAGAAUCCAGCAGUUGACAAGUUGUACAUGACAUACGUGCAAUUGCUCACGGGUCGCGGAGGUUGGCCACUUUCUGUAUUCUUGACACCCGAAUUGGAACCUUUCUUUGGUGGCACCUAUUUCCCUCCUGGUGAUCAAUAUGGCUCACCUGGUUUCCGCACCUUGUUGGCUCGUAUUUCUGAAAUUUGGGAAGCAGCCCCUGACAAGCUGAGAGAGGAUGCACAAGGAACAAUGGCACAAAUGAAGAAUUAUUUCGAGUCCAAAGUGUCCGGUGGUGAAGAUGCAGCCAAUGACUUGGAUCCCGAUACUUUGAUCAAGACUGCCUUUGAGCACUUUAAUUCAUCCUUUGAUGCUGAAUAUGGUGGCUUCACUCCCGCUCCCAAAUUCCCCACUCCCGUCCAACUUGGCUUCUUGUUCGAUUACUAUGGUUACUUUGCCAAGGAUGCAGUUCAUGGAGAGAAUGCGAAGCAAGCACUUGAUAUGGCUCUUUUCACUCUCAACAAAAUUGCAAUGGGUGGUAUCCAUGAUCAUGUUGGAAACGGUUUCCACAGAUACAGCACCGACAAAUUUUGGCACGUUCCCCACUUUGAAAAGAUGCUUUACGAUCAGGCACAGUUGCUCUCUGCAUACGUGACGGCGUACAAGGUUUCACGAGAUGAUGGUUAUGCAAACGUGGCUCGAGAUAUUAUCCAAUAUGUGGCUCGUGAUUUGCAGCAUCCUGCUGGUGGCUUCUAUUCAGCUGAAGACGCAGAUUCUUAUCCUGAGGACGAUCCUUCGAAGAAGAUUGAGGGAGCAUUCUAUGUUUGGGAAGAUGAGAAGCUCGAUGAGAUUUUGGAUCCCAAGGAAGCCAAGGUAUUCAAGCGUUAUUAUGGUGUGACCAAGAAUGGGAACGUGAAUCCUGCUCUCGAUCCUCAAGGCGAGCUGGAAGAUCAGAAUGUCCUCACCGAGGAAGUGCCAGUUCCAGAUGUGGCUAAGGAAUUCAACCUCCCAGCAAGUGAAGUAGAGGAGCUACUCAAGCAUGCCAAGGAGAAGUUAUGGAACUACAGAGAGGAAAAGCGAGCCAAACCCCAUUGCGAUGAUAAGAUUUUGACAUCUUGGAAUGGAUUGAUGAUUUCUGGUUUGGCAUUGGCUGCGCAAACAUUCAAAGACAAGCCUACUCUCGACCUCGCUAUCAAAGCUGCCGAUUUCAUCCACAAGGAAUUGUACGAUUCUCAAGCACACGUAUUGCGAAGAAGUUACAGGGAGGGCCCUUCCAAUAUCCCAGGAUGUUUGGAUGAUUACAGCUAUUUGAUUCAGGGUCUGUUACACCUGUACGAGGCUACUUUCGAUGAGAAAUGGGUCCAAUGGGCAUAUGAUUUGCAGCAAAAGCAGAAUGAGCUUUUCUACGACCAUGAAAAAGGUGGCUUCUACAACAUAUCACAAGAUGACAAGAGUAUCCCCAUUCGAAUCAAAGAUGAGCAAGAUGGUGCGGAGCCUUCAGCCAACUCUGUGACCUUGGGCAAUUUGGUGCGUCUUGGUACUUUGCUUGAGCAAGAAGAAUAUGUCAGCAUGGCUCGCAAGACCGUUGGAUCAUUCAGCACAAGCUUUAGCCGUUUCCCUUACGCCAUGCCAGCACUCCUAGGAUCGUUUAUGUUGAUGGUCAAUGGUAUCAAACAGAUCGUGUUGACUGGUCAUGAUGAAAAGGAGAUGGAGCCUUUCAUUCGAGUGGUAUCAGAAAACUUCAUGCCCAACAAGCUGGUCGCUCGUGCCAAGAAGGAUGGAAUCAUUGCCGAGAAGAAUCCUAUCAUUGCUCAGCUCAGCCUUGAACCCACAACACAAGCCUUUGUAUGCGAGAAUUUCAGUUGCGGAUUGCCUAUUCAAAGCGCCGAUCAGCUUCAAAAGAAGAUAGUAGACAAGCAAUAG
Lichtheimia ornata is the source of this 2190-nucleotide messenger RNA. RefSeq lists its product as uncharacterized. Lineage: Eukaryota; Fungi; Mucoromycota; Mucoromycetes; Mucorales; Lichtheimiaceae. Gene Ontology annotation, biological process: carbohydrate metabolic process. Bases 1 to 2190 code for a protein of 729 amino acids. The transcript is spliced from 16 exons. The record is from RefSeq and is a predicted model, not a curated record.